Molecule: messenger RNA, 1548 nt
Organism: Symbiodinium sp. CCMP2456
Lineage: Eukaryota; Dinophyceae; Suessiales; Symbiodiniaceae
Source: the annotation of a GenBank genome assembly
AUGGAAGCUCAGGAGGAGUUCAAGGCAUCUCAGCUCGCGGAGAAGGAAGUGUCUGCUUUCCUGACCAUGGCGCGGGCUCUUCUGGCCAAGUGCGAUGCAACUGAAGCCCUGCAGACGUCGCAGAGAGCAUUGGCCAUUGCAGAAGAGGUUGGGGAUAUGCGGGGUGAGGCGCUGUCCCUUCAGUGCUUGGCCAAGGCUUUGUGCCAGAGCUCAGAGAUCAAAGAGGCCAUCGAUGCUGCCAGAAAGUCUCUCACAAUCUUUCGCCAGUCGUCGGAUUACAAGCAGCAGGCAGCUUCGCUGCUCGCUGUGGCCUCGAUUCAUCUGGCCCGAGAGCGGCCUCAAGACGCACUUCGCAGUGCCAAGGAUGCACAGCACCUCUCGAAGCGCAUUGGCGACUCUCGAGGUGUGGCGAACGCCCAGGUUGUCGUGGCAGAGGCCCAGGUGGAGAAUGACGAGCAGCGCGAGGCCUUGAUUCUCCUGAAGGAAGCACAGGAUCGAUACCAGGCUCUGAAGGACGCUCGCGGCGAAGUCGAAGCCCUGCGAGUCAGGGGCAAGGCAGAGAGCUCGAUGUGCAAACGCAACGAGGCCCUGUCCACACUGCAGGAGGGCGUUGAGCUGGCAAGACGCAUCGACGACAAGGUCGCGGAGGCGACCCUGCUUCGUCAGACCGCGCGAGUGAAGAUGGACCUGCAGCGCUUGGAGGAGUGCGAACAACAUCUAAAUGAGGCACAAGGCCUUUUCCGCGAGGCGCAGCACUGGCGUGGAGAGGCAGACGUGUUGGAACUGCUCCUCCGGCAGCAGAUUCAGAUUACCUCCAGAGAUGCUGUGGGAACAGCGGAUGAGUGGCGGGCUCUAUUUUAUGAUGCGGGUGAUCGGAAGGGUGAGGCAAACUGCUUGCGCGAAGCCGCGAGAAUGUUCUUCACGGCAGGCUAUGAGCAAGACGCCGAGUCAAGGGCACAAGAGGCGCUCGCCAUGUUCCAAGAACUGGAGGACCAGAGUGGUGAGGCUCGAACGUCUCUCCUUCUCGCCGAGGUGCACGCGGGCUUUGGCGACGUUCGACGUGGUGUGCAGACGGCUGAGGAAUCAUUGGAUCUUUUCAAGCGGAUCGAGGAUCCAAAAGGCCAAAGCGAUGCCUACGCCGUUCUUGCUCGAGUUCAGAUGCUCGAAGAAGGGGGCGAUGCCGAGGAAGCCGCCGCUGCGGCCGAGAAGUCCUACCAGCUGGUGAAGCGGGCGCGGAAAGGCUGGGCGACGCGCCGCAUCGAAGUGACCUCCCUGCAGCUCUUGGCCGAAGCCGGGGUGGCAAAGCUGGUCAAGCUAGCUGGCGAUGAAGAUGUCCAGGACAAAAGCCAGGAAGAGCAGGACAUGCUCCAGGGCAUUUUUGACAAGGCACAUCGCGCCGCUGAGAUGGCCGUCGACCGUGCCAGUUCCAUGGACGAUCGCCGAAUGGAGGCGAGUGCCAUGCGCACUUUGGCGAACGUCUGUCUCGUUUGUAGCGACACGGAGACCGCUGCGGAAGCGGCCCGUGAGGCCCUGAAGAUUGCCCAGGAG